AUGUUCGAGAAGUUCGACAUCGACUAUGUCCUCCUCGAAGCACAUGAAGAAAUUGAGUGUCCUGGCGGUGCGGGCAUCGGGAUCAUGCCUAAUGGCUGUUUCCUUCUGGACCAAUUAGGUCUGUACGAAGCUAUUCGACUUGCAGCCGGAGAUGGUGAGGUCGAAACCUCCUACAUUCGAGACGCGAAGGGCAAACCAGUUAUUACUUUGCAACACAUGAUGUAUCACCAAGAGAAACGUCAUGGAUACCCCAUGCUGUUUUUCGACCGAAAAUCGUUCCUCAAAACCCUCCAUGAUCAACUCAAGCACAAGUCUCGCAUCCGUCUCUCAAAGCGGGUCCAGAGAGUUGUGCAGACCCCUUCCGGAGUAGAGGUCCACACCACAGACAACGCCACCCCAAUCAAAGGCACUAUCCUUCUCGGAACGGAUGGCGUUCACAGCACUGUGCGGAACCAGAUGCGUCAACUCGCACCUCCUUCAUACUUCCCAGCAGAUGAAGAGGAAAAGGUCCCUUGCUACUACAAGUGCAGUUUCGGAAUCGCUCAGCACGUCGAAGGCUGGACCGCCGGCGAGCAAGGCUUCACCACAGGAGACGGCAAAUCAUUCCUUGUCGUUUCUGGACCGAAUGGGAGGUGCUACUGGUUCUUGUUCGUGAGAUUGCCGGACGUGAAGAGGGGGAAGCAGAUUCCCAGAUAUACUGCAGAAGACGAGGCGGCCUUUGUAAGAGAGAACCGAAAGCUGAAGAUCAAGGAGAACUUGGAGUUUGGACAGGUCUACGCAAAGAGGAUCUCGUCAGCUCUGACGCCGUUGCAUGAGACUGUGUAUCAGAAAUGGUUCUAUGGGCGAAUCUUGUUGGUGGGCGAUUCGGUGCACAAGGUAUGCGAUUGUCCAUAUUCUCCAGAAGCGAUUCCAUCGUUACUAACGAGUAUGUGUACAGCCCAAUCCCAUCGGUGGCAUGGGAGCCAAUGCAGCAAUGGAGACAUCGGCAGAGCUGAUCAACGUCCUUCUCGACCUCAAGAAGAGCCGCGCCAAUGGGCUGAAUGGUCUUUCGAACGACGAAAUCAAGGGCGUCUUUGACAAAGUCCAGGAAACCCGCUUCGCUCGAGCCAACCGCACCAUUGCUGCCUCGCAUGAGCUACAAGCGCUUAAUGCUUACGAGGUUCCGAUGCUGUCCUCUCUCGUAUGGAAAGUCUUGGUCCCCCUGGCUGGAAGUCACAACUUCUUCCGCGAGCUCUCCGCCGGCAUUGUAGGCGCGUCGCGUCUCAAAUAUCUUCCUCUCCCAGCUCGAUCCCGCACUUUACCCUACGAUCACGAGUUGCCUGCGAAGCCUCUCUCGAAAUCGUCGAAGCGCAUCGCCUGGAGCCUCUUCAGCAUGACGAUGCUAUUCUUGAUCUACACGGCGAGCAGCGCCAUGAAUGUCACGUUCGAAGAGUUGCAGAGCUGGGGCACGGUCGCACCUUUGAAGCGCAACUGGCUCGGCGGAGGGACUGUUCCAAACGCUAUCCUGAACGUCCUCACCUCGCUCAUCUCCUUCCCCGUCCUGGACCAGGGUCUCGCUCCGAGGGUCCACCUCAUCUACUUCCUCACACACAUGCUCUCUCCGUUGCUCAUCUACACAGUCGAAGGCUACCGCAUCGGACGGCACGGUACGCUCCUCUCUCUGCCGGUGAUCUUCAUGUUCGGCAUGCAACUGCAGGGCAUCUGCAAGUUCGCACCGCUGUACGCCUUACUUAGCGCCGCUCAUGCAGAGCAGAAUCCAGUCGAUCGGGCGGUACGGACGACAGUAGCGAAAGUGCUCGUCCCGGCUCUGGUGUUGGGGUUCUUGAUCCCCACCGCUCUCAUGUUCGGCCCUACACCUGAUCAAAGUCGCUGGCAAGACUGGGUCGCCUUGUUCCAAUGGACGCCACCCAUCUUCUCCUUCCUGGUAGCCGUGUUCAGCUCCGGCCUGAGCCUCUGGAGCAGAAUCACCAAGGGUCGUCCAGAAGACGCGAACAAACACCCCGAAUGGUACAGCACGGCUGACGUCCCGAUCCUGAAGUCAGCAUAUACAGUCGUCUUCGCAGUACAGGCCACUGUCCAUCUCACGACUUUGGCAUACGCCAUCACUCACCCGGACCUCUCGAUGGCAGCCGUCUUCUUCCAAUUGCCGCAUCCUUUCAAUCUGGACUGGAACCUUUCCAUUGCAGAGAAGGUCUUCGCCAUUUUGAGGUAUGAUGUGCUUCUGACGCAUGUUGCAAUCGCAUUGCAUAAUCUGUACACGGUGUGGGAGCUUCGGGGACAGGGAUAUGUGACGACGAUGGCCGCGGUCCAGGCCGCUGGGUUGGUGAUUCUCGGCCAAGUUUUCGUCGGCUCUGGAGCCACAUGGGCUGGACUUUGGAGUUGGAGGGAGGAUGUUAUAUGUGGUGUGUCUGUAGAUGGUGAGAAGAGUCGGAAGAAUUAG
Messenger RNA from Lecanosticta acicola, 2440 nucleotides. The record is from the annotation of a GenBank genome assembly. NCBI's taxonomy places the organism in Eukaryota, Fungi, Ascomycota, Dothideomycetes, Mycosphaerellales, Mycosphaerellaceae.